AUGUCAAUUCGUUAAGAGUAAUAUUGUCAAAUUUUAUAAUAGGUCAGAUCUUAGUUGUGAACUCCUGAGGUCCACAUUAUAGGAUAUUAAUAAUAGAUUAAAUAAUUUACAAUAAUGUGUUCCAAAUCCUCAUAAUAGGAGAGAUAAAAUGUAGAAAGAAGCAACAAUCCCUAGAUUAAAUUUGCAUAAAAUCAAUUCAGCGUACAAAGAAAAUUAAUUACCAUUAAAGAAAGUGACAGCCACUUUUGGUGAUAAAAUAAUAGAAUAGGUUCAAAAAAUAGAUGAAAAAAAUUUAGAAGAAAUAUCAAAGAAACCUUAAAUAAAAAUGAUGGCUUAAUAAACGCCAUAAAAAUUAAGAAGCCAAUCAAUCAAUGGUUCAUAAAAAACACUAACUAAUUCGAACAAUCAUUCAAUUUAAUUCAAAGUAUCCAAUGCAUCAAGAUUAUAAAAUUCUUAUGAUUUUUAAUAUUACUAAUCACUACAUCAAUCUCAUGAGAAACCUUUAAAAUCUUCAUUUAUUGGUAGUUAAUACAAUUAAAUAGCAUAAAAAGAUGAAACUGUUGAAUAUGUUCAACCCACUCUUCUAUAAAAACCAAUCAUUUUUGAUUAAAAGUAAUAAAAUGUGCAAACUAGAAACAAUUCUUUAUUAUCUACACCGGUUAAGUAGGUAGCAAAUGUUUCAUAAGGAUAAACUCCGUUAAGAAGAGGAAAUUCAUCUACAAAUUAAAAACUGCUUUAAACAAAUUUAAGUUAGAAUCAGUCAUAUUAGUGUUUUUAAGUUUAACCAUAGAAAUAAUAAUAAUAAAAUUCAGAUUUAAUUAAGUAAAUUAUAAUAGUAUUAUUAUAGAUUAUUGUAAACCUAUUCUAACGGAUAUCAGUAAUCAUAGAUACAAUAUCAUUCGGUUUAAAAUCCUAUGAACUCUUGCUUAAAUUCUUAAAACUUGGCCCAAUUCAAGGUUUCCCAUCAUAGAAAUGCUUCAAAUAACAUGAGGGUUCCAAUGGAAUAAAUGCUAUAUGGAAAUUCAAUGGUUAGAUUGUGA
Molecule: messenger RNA, 1040 nt
Organism: Paramecium octaurelia
Lineage: Eukaryota; Ciliophora; Oligohymenophorea; Peniculida; Parameciidae
Source: the annotation of a GenBank genome assembly